AUGGCUAAUUGGAGGAGUUUUGGCGAUCGACUACUGUAUUGCCACCGGUCUACGCUAAAAAAAUGGUGCAAUUGUCCCUAUCCAGUAAGAUUUCACAACUCCAGCACCACCCGUGGCGGUGGUGAUUUGCUACUUGGAGACAUAAAAAAAGUUGCAACCUUUCCGCAGAUUCCCGGGAGUUCUUCUUUUUCUCCUCCACCUGUAAGUUCUCCUCGAUUACUAUCUUCGUCGCCAUUGCUUUUGCUACCUCCCGGAGUGGUUGUUGUUGAUGAUAACAGAAGUUCAGUAAACAGGAACAGCCGCAGCAAUGACGACUAUUUUCAUUUUUUCAGCCUUUUGGAACAGAGUCAAUUUAGGAUUCCGAAGAAUCUUAGUUGUAUACGAUGGCAGAGGGACCUCCUUACGCCGCAGAACGUCUCGCUAUGUGGUGGCUCUUCUGAUGGAUGGUUGGCUUUCACCGACAAACGCAAUGGCCACCCUUAUCUAUACAACCCAUUAAUGGAGUCUCCAGAUUUCCCCUACAUUCCCCUCCCUUCCCUCAAAAACGUCGACUUCUAUUCCGAUGUUCGCAAACCCCCCUUCUCCCCUUCUCCUAACCCUCUUCUCCUCACACAGUUCAUCAUCGAAGACCGGAGUUAUUUUUACCUACGAAAGCUUGUUAUGUCAUCAGCACCAUCAUUCCCCUGUUAUUCAUCAUCAUCAUCAUCUCCUCUCGGAAAUGAUUGCACUAUAAUGGCCACCCACAGCGCAACUAGUGGGAUUGUCUUCUGCAAACCCGGGGACGAUAGGUGGACUAAGUUGAAGGAUUCGCUCUUUGAUUUUAGGGACAUAAUAUAUUUCAGCAAGGACGAGCGAUUUUAUGCCUUGGAUUUCUCUCAUCAUAGCAUGGAAGCUUGGGACCUCAGAGACCCUUCUUGUCCCAAAAAUCAAGUGUUUGAUCGUCCUUCCUUUUGUCCUGGGAAACUUGAGCACAAAUUUUUGGAUCGUUGUAAUUUUAAUUGGACCAACCAUUUAGUUGAAUCCUCUGGGGAUCUUUUGCUGCUUAAAAGGUUUAGAGCUCCAAGUGUUGUUGAUCAAUCUGGCUUUGCACAUCCUCAGAGGUUGGAAGAGAAAGUAAUGGAGAAUAACAAUAUUCAUGAUGAGGAAUGGGAAAAUCAUUCCCUUCACAACCGUGAUGCCACUCUGGGAUUUGAUGUUCAUAAGUUUGAUUUCGAUCACAAUAAGUGGGAACAUGUGGAAUGCUUAGGGGACCAGGCAUUGUUUGUAGGAUUGAAUACUUCUUUCUCUAUCUCAACUUGCGAUUAUCCGCAGUUGAUGGGGAAUUCUAUCUACUUCACGGAUGAUCUUCAUGGCCAUGAUAAUGGAGUCUUUCACCUAGAAGAUGGCUGCAUAAAACCUUGUUAUCCAAAGCAGAUUGAAGAUCAUUAA
Molecule: messenger RNA, 1428 nt
Organism: Cornus florida
Lineage: Eukaryota; Viridiplantae; Streptophyta; Magnoliopsida; Cornales; Cornaceae
Exons: 1
Coding region: 1-1428 (475 amino acids)
Source: RefSeq, a predicted model, not a curated record